Messenger RNA from Cheilinus undulatus (humphead wrasse), 3747 nucleotides. Its product is annotated as plasma membrane calcium-transporting ATPase 1-like. The transcript is spliced from 20 exons. The record is from RefSeq and is a predicted model, not a curated record. NCBI's taxonomy places the organism in Eukaryota, Metazoa, Chordata, Actinopteri, Labriformes, Labridae. Gene Ontology annotation, molecular function: ATP hydrolysis activity; ATP binding; PDZ domain binding. Bases 1 to 3747 code for a protein of 1248 amino acids. Gene Ontology annotation, cellular component: intracellular membrane-bounded organelle; membrane. Gene Ontology annotation, biological process: regulation of cytosolic calcium ion concentration; calcium ion transmembrane transport.
AUGGCCAGCAACUCAUUUCGUGGGUCCAAACAUGGCCGACGUGGCGAGGCCAACCAUGAGGCAGAGUUCAGCUGCUCACUACAGGAGCUGCGCUCACUCAUGGAGCUACGAGGACCAGAGGCUGUAUCCAAAAUUCAUGAAUGUUAUGGAGAUGUUCAAGGACUUUGUGCCAGAUUGAGGACUUCGCCUGUUGAAGGUUUAGAUGGAAAGUCAGAGGACAUCGACCGAAGGAAACAGGAGUUCGGACAAAACCUCAUCCCUCCCAAAAAGCCAAAAACCUUUGUGCAGUUAGUCUGGGAAGCCCUCCAGGAUGUCACACUGAUCAUCCUGGAGGUGGCAGCCGUUAUUUCCCUAGGCCUUUCUUUUUACAGACCACCAGAUGCUGAGAGACAAAAUUGUGGCAGUGCUGCAGGGGGUGUGGAGGAGGAUGGAGAGGCAGAGGCAGGAUGGAUCGAGGGUGCAGCCAUCCUGCUCUCAGUGAUAUGUGUGGUCCUAGUGACGGCCUUUAAUGAUUGGAGUAAAGAGAAGCAGUUCCGUGGCCUUCAGAGCCGCAUCGAGCAGGAGCAGAAGUUCACUGUGGUCAGAGGGGGGCAAGUGAUCCAGAUCAAAGUGUCAGAGAUCGUCGUUGGGGACAUCGCACAGGUCAAAUAUGGUGACCUCCUUCCUGCUGAUGGCGUCCUGAUUCAGGGAAAUGAUCUGAAGAUUGAUGAGAGCUCUCUGACCGGAGAGUCAGAUCAUGUCAAGAAGAUUCUCGACAAAGAUCCCAUGCUGCUGUCAGGUACCCAUGUCAUGGAAGGAUCUGGCAAGAUGCUAGUCACUGCUGUAGGUGUGAACUCUCAGACUGGAAUCAUCUUUACUCUCCUUGGUGCCGGGGAGGAAGGUGAAGGUGAUGGCGAGGAGAAAGGGGAAAAAGAAAAGAAAAAGGAGAAAUUAAAAGAGCGGAAAAAGAAGACUAAGGACAAGAAAAGUAAACAAGAUGACAAAGCCAAGACAGGUAAAGACAAGGAUGGACCCACUGUGGAGAUGCAGCCGCUCAAGGAAGAUGGAGAAUUAGACAAGAAGAAGAAAAAUCUACCAAAGAAAGAGAAGUCCGUCCUCCAGGGGAAGCUGACCAAACUUGCUGUGCAGAUUGGAAAAGCAGGUCUGUUCAUGUCGACUCUCACAGUCAUUAUCCUCAUCACUCGCUUCCUGAUCGACACCUUUGCUGUUCAGGGAGUUCCCUGGACCAAUGAGUGUCUGCCCAUCUAUGUGCAGUUCAUGGUUAAGUUCUUUAUCAUCGGUGUGACAGUCCUGGUGGUAGCUGUGCCUGAAGGUCUCCCUCUGGCUGUCACCAUCUCCCUGGCCUAUUCAGUCAAGAAAAUGAUGAAGGACAACAACCUUGUCCGUCACCUCGAUGCCUGUGAGACAAUGGGCAACGCCACAGCCAUCUGCUCUGACAAGACGGGAACCCUCACUAUGAAUCGUAUGACGGUGGUGCAGGCAUACAUUGCAGGGCACCACCAUCGAAAGGUGCCAGAACCAGACCACAUUCCUGCAAAGAUCCUAGAUCUGCUCAUCCAAGGCAUCGGGGUCAACUGCGCCUACACCACCAAGAUUAUGCCUCCAGAGAAGGAGGGAGGGCUGCCUCGCCAGGUGGGAAACAAGACUGAAUGUGCCUUACUGGGAUUCUCCCUGGACCUGCGCAAAGACUACCAGACUGUCCGCAAUGAAAUCCCAGAGGAGAAGCUCUUCAAGGUCUAUACCUUCAACUCUGUGAGGAAGUCCAUGAGCACCGUACUGAAGAACUAUGAUGGCAGCUACCGAAUGUACAGCAAGGGGGCCUCUGAAAUCCUGCUCAAGAAGUGCUGUAAGAUCCUUGUGGCCAGCGGCGAGGCCAAAGCCUUCAAACCUCGAGACAGAGACGAGCUGGUGAAGAAAGUGAUUGAGCCAAUGGCCUCAGAGGGUCUCAGGACCAUCUGUCUCGCCUACAGAGACUUUUCCGCCACUGAAGGACAGCCAGACUGGGAUGAUGAGGCUCAUAUCCUCACUGGCCUAACCUGCAUCGCUGUGGUUGGCAUUGAAGACCCUGUAAGACCUGAGGUACCAGAGGCCAUUAGAAAAUGCCAGCGGGCAGGGAUCACAGUCCGAAUGGUGACCGGAGACAACAUAAACACUGCCAGGGCCAUUGCCACCAAAUGUGGCAUCCUCCAUCCUGGAGAUGACUUCCUGUGCAUGGAGGGCAAAGAGUUUAAUCGACGGAUUCGCAACCAAAUGGGAGAGAUUGAACAGGAGCGUAUUGACAAGAUCUGGCCCAAACUUAGAGUCCUCGCAAGAUCUUCUCCAACAGACAAGCACACCCUGGUGAAAGGUAUCAUCGACAGUACUGUGCUGGAGCAAAGACAGGUUGUCGCCGUAACUGGAGAUGGAACAAACGACGGCCCUGCCCUCAAGAAAGCAGACGUUGGCUUUGCUAUGGGCAUCGCAGGGACAGAUGUGGCGAAGGAAGCUUCAGACAUCAUCCUGACUGACGAUAACUUCAGCAGCAUCGUAAAGGCUGUGAUGUGGGGUAGGAACGUCUAUGACAGCAUCUCAAAGUUCCUGCAGUUCCAGCUCACCGUCAAUGUGGUUGCGGUCAUUGUGGCCUUCACCGGAGCAUGCAUCACUCAGGACUCUCCUCUUAAAGCCGUGCAGAUGUUGUGGGUCAACCUCAUCAUGGACACCUUUGCUUCACUGGCUCUCGCCACCGAGCCACCAACCGAGGCGCUGCUGUUUAGGAACCCCUACGGCCGCAAAAAGCCACUCAUUUCCCGCACCAUGAUGAAGAACAUCCUCGGACACGGCAUCUACCAGCUGACUAUUAUCUUUACCCUGCUGUUUGUUGGUGAGAAGAUAUUUGACAUUGACAGUGGCAGGAACGCCCCCCUCCAUGCCCCGCCCUCAGAGCACUACACCAUCGUGUUCAACACGUUCGUCCUGAUGCAGAUCUUCAACGAGCUUAACGCACGCAAGAUUCAUGGUGAGAGGAACGUCUUUGAGGGCGUCUUCAACAACCCAAUCUUCUGCUCCAUCGUCCUAGGAACCCUUAUCGUACAGUUCCUUAUCGUACAGUUUGGAGGUAAACCAUUCAGCUGUGUGAGCCUGAACCUUGAGCAGUGGCUGUGGUGUGUCUUCCUGGGCCUCGGCAGCCUCCUGUGGGGACAGCUGGUGUCCAGUAUUCCCACCAGCUGGCUGAAAUUCCUGAAGACGGCAGGCCACGGCACUCAGCAAGAGGAGAUCCCAGAAGAUGAGCUGGAGGAGAUGAAGGACCAGGAUGCCAUCGACCACGCUGAGAUGGAGAUGAGGAGGGGUCAUGUGCUGUGGUGCCGUGGCCUCAACCGCAUUCAGACACAGAUCCGUGUGGUGAACGCCUUCAGAGACAGCGUCUCUCCCUACGAGGGUCUUGAGACGCCCGAAUCCCGCAGCUCCAUCCACAACUUUAUGACCACCCCAGAGUUCCGAAUUGAGGACUCGGAGCCUCAGAUACCCAUGAUCGAUGAGGUCGAAGGUGAAGAUGAUGCUCCCACCAAACGUAACUCCAUAGGCAUCCCACCGCCACUGACCGGACUGUCCACACAUCAGCAGCUCCCACCCAACCAGAACAACAAUGCCAUGGACCGCAUUGUUCCGUUACAUAAGGACGCGUCCAGGCCAGGUCUGAUGCAGCCCAACUCAGCCACUCUGCCUCCUUGUCCGGGCAGCCCCCUGCACAGCCUGGAGACCUCACUCUGA